CCUGACACAUCCGGUCACCAGCUGAAUUUAAUGGCAUAGGGACAGUAUCCCUCUGGUUCCCAUUACAAUGCCCAAAACCACAGUCCUUCUGCUCAGCUGUGCUCCUUUGGAUAUCUUCUUCGAUGAACCGUCUGCGCCUCAGUUAGUAAGUAACUUAACGCUAACAUUGCUCUGGUGUUUUUUCUGCGAAGGACUCGUUUGACAACAUACAGCUUUAACCAACGUUACUGGCUUUGAUGUGAAUAUUUCGCGUAGUUCAUAACUCCUCUUUGUAAACACAAACACGGCGAUGGGAAAGUCUCGGUUUUAACAGUGCUGAUGACUGGGAUGUAGCUAUGUGUGUUUCCUGACGGAUUUUGACUCUAAUCUUUACCUGGUGACCAUCCAACUCUUCCCGACCCUGCUUACCUGUAAUACAUUCAGCCAUGCCGGAUGCAGCUGAAUAACGAGUAGCAUUGGGGCGGGGGGUGGGGGGGGAAACAAGUGUUUCUAAACUCUCAUCAAAAGGCUGCCAUGUUUUGUGGUAGAAUGAGAAACUAAGUGAGAGAAAAGUGGAAAGAAAGUGAGACUGAAGUGGCUAAAGUCCUUGUGUUGGUGACAGAAAAGAAGAGCCAUCCUAUCAGUAGGUUGGCAGUAGCCAAGGCAGCCUGGCCCUGAGGAUGACUAGCCUGUUCAAGCGUAGCAGCAGCAAUGGAGGCUCCGGAAGCAGCGGAAGUAGUGGUGGGGGCAGCGGUGGGCAGGGGCAGCUCAACAACAGCAGGUCCAGCCGGCAAGUCCGACGCCUGGAGUUCAACCAGGCCAUGGAGGACUUCAAGACAAUGUUCCCCUCCAUGGACUAUGAGGUGAUUGAGUGCGUCCUGCGCUCCAACAACGGGGCAGUGGACGCUACGAUUGACCAGCUGCUCCAGAUGAGCAUUGAUGGACAGGGCUCCGAUGACAGUUCCGACUCUGAUGACAGCAUCCCAGCAGAGAUUCUGGAGAGAACACUGGAACCUGACAGUUCAGACGAGGAACCGCCUCCAGUCUACUCUCCGCCAACAUAUGAUAUGCACAUUUAUGACAGGAAAUACCCAGAAGCCCCUCCAACACCCCCGCCAAGAUUUGAAGCCCAGCCACCUCCAGGUCACCAGCAGGUCAGAAGCUACCGGAACUGGAACCCUCCUUUGCUCGGAAAUCUCCCAGACGAUUUUCUGCGGAUCCUGCCACAGCAGUUGGACAGUAUUAAGCAGAGCUCCCAGAGCAGUCUUUCCCAGCCCUCAUCCUCAUCUUCUUCCUCCGUUUCUUCAAUAAGCCAGUGGACGUCACAGUCUGGUUCUCUGUCUGGAGCCGCAGGGUCCACCGGAGGUCCCGGUUUGACAAGCGGAGCUACCGAGCAAGACAAGAAGCUGAAGCAGUAUCUUGAUGACGAGCGCAUCGCCCUGUUCCUGCAGAACGAGGAGUUUAUGAGAGAGCUGCAGCGCAACCGCGAGUUCCUCAUUGCCUUGGAGAGAGAUCGCUUGAAGUAUGAAUCAAAGAAAUCAAAGUCCAAUCAUUCAUCUAGUAUGGAGAAUUCCACAGGAGAACAGAACUCUGCAGCUUCAAUGGAGUCAGUGUCAGAUGACGCCCUGUUCAGAGACAAACUCAAACAUAUGGGCAAAUCAACAAGAAAGAAGCUGUUUGAAAUUGCCAGAACGUUCUCAGAAAAGACGAAGCGGAAAAAGUCAAAAAGGAGGAUGCUCCUGAAGCACCAUUCAUUGGGCACCGCCAAUUCGACAGCAAAUCUCCUCGACGAUGUAGAUGGAAACCCCUGUGAGGAUGGUCAGCCCAGAAGAGCAAACACUCAGGAAGAGAAAGAACAACGCAAUGAGCCAAUAAUAUGAUCACCCUACGCUGCACCAUAUCAGGGUUACCGUGGCGACGGCAGCAUGACCUUCGGGUGGCGGCCUUGCAGCUCUUCCUGUCUCCAUCCCCCGCCCCCCAUCCCCCACCCCCAUCCUAAUUCAAACCAGCCGAUGUAAAGGUUGUUUCCCCCUCCUUCCCAAGGAGAGGAACCAGACUGUACGCAGAACUGGCCCGACUGUCUAUGAAAGCAUUAUCUCUGUAUUAUAACACUUUAAUAUAUAAUUUGAAAUGUAAUGGAAAUGCAUUAGUCCUUCCCAGUAUUUGUAAACUGCUUCCUUUAAUCCCCUGAGAGGAACACUAGCGUAGUGAUGAUCUUGCCAUAUGAACAUUUUAUUACUUCUCCAGACUGUAUGUUUCUGAUUGGUGUACCACAGGCUUGGCAUUUCAGAUCCAAAGUGUGCACAUGCUUGUUUAUAUACACUAAACCAUGAAGAGCUUUUUUACCAUGUUUUCUUAAUCCGAUUGUAAUAUUCAGCUGUUUUUCAAUGUCGGGUUAUGGAAAGUUCUUAUGUGCCAGAAUAUUGUGGCCAUCAAAGCUGUGGCCGCCCAAAUGUCAACACUUGGCCGUUGUAACCGAUUGAUCACAUUUGAAAGCGUGUGUUCUCAGAAAGCCUGUUUGGAGCAGUUCACUUGAAAGGCUGCAGCGUUUGGAGCAAUGCUCUAGUUUGCUUUGUUUGGCAAGGUGAAAACGUGGUCAUUCAAUCAGUUGUAGCAGCGCUAAGGUUGAGACGUUACACCAGCAUGACGGACAAAGAAUAAACAUGGCUAUCACGUAAUCAUUACGUGAACUUGCUUACUGAGUUUCGACAAAAUUGGUAAUAAAUAACUCCGGGCUGAGGUCUAAAGGCAAAAGUGUUCUGAAUGAACACACUUGGCGGCAGUCAUAGAGAAUGGCAUGCCGCUGUAAAUAUUACAUCAGUCUCUUCUUGAAGGCUUUCACAGUGUUUAACUCCAUUAGUAGUAGUUAACUCAAUUAGUAGUAGUUCAAAAAAAUGAAAAAGGGAGCUUGAGGGAUUCAGUUUUGGAGAGCAUUUGUCAGAUGUAGCCCACCCAGUG
Molecule: messenger RNA, 2937 nt
Organism: Etheostoma cragini (Arkansas darter)
Lineage: Eukaryota; Metazoa; Chordata; Actinopteri; Perciformes; Percidae
Gene: cuedc1b
Product: CUE domain containing 1b
Exons: 11
Coding region: 660-1859 (399 amino acids)
Molecular function (GO): ubiquitin binding
Source: RefSeq, a predicted model, not a curated record